Brugia malayi is the source of this 954-nucleotide messenger RNA. Its product is annotated as Phosphatidylinositol-specific phospholipase C, X domain containing protein. The record is from RefSeq and is a predicted model, not a curated record. Bases 1 to 954 code for a protein of 317 amino acids. NCBI's taxonomy places the organism in Eukaryota, Metazoa, Nematoda, Chromadorea, Rhabditida, Onchocercidae. Gene Ontology annotation, molecular function: phosphoric diester hydrolase activity. The transcript has 7 exons. Gene Ontology annotation, biological process: lipid metabolic process.
AUGACCGAUUGGAUGUCUGAACUACCAGCUGCUGCCCGAGAUAAACCAAUCAUGACACUUGCUAUUCCAGGAUCUCAUCUAAGCGGUACUUGUAAUCUGAAAGAAGAUAGCGAAAUAACACCUGAUCAAACCUGGUGUGUUCGAGUUCUUGAUUCCAACGAUAUGAUCCGAAAAGCGGUCUAUAAUUGGUCAAAAGUUCAAACAAUAUCAAUUAAGCAACAACUAGAAGCAGGUAUUCGAUUUUUGGAUGUUCAGGUAGCUUAUAUAAACGAGGAUAUUUAUGUUGUGCAUGGACUUCGAUCUAUGGAAAUCAGAGAACUAUUCAAACGAGUGGAUGAUUUCUUAUCAGUUCAUCCAAAGGAGAUAGUGCUAAUUGAUAUCAAUCAUUUCUAUGAAUUUCGUGAGCAACAUCAUGACAAACUUCUUGAUAUGAUCAGUAAUUUAUUCGGUGAUCGUUUAAUUAGUCGACCGACAACAACACGAACAGCGAUGAGCUAUACAUUGAACAAAAUUUGGAACGGCACUGGAAGAGUGAUAAUCUUCUAUCAGCCACCGUUACCUUCGUUGAGAGCAAGUGAUAUCAAUGGACAUGCUGGACCAUCAGAUAUCAUUAAAUUACCUAAUCAUGUAUGGAGUCGGCAGUUCAUUAGAAGUCCAUGGCCAAAAACUGAUGAUGCCAAGCGUAUGGUUGAUGACGUGGGAAAUAUUCUACAGACUCGGGUACUUGAGGACGGUUUUCAGGUAUGUCAAGCAAUAGUAACGCUAACAGUAAAUUCGAUCAUUCGUCAACCAACUGGAACAUUUGAAGCACGGUUCGGACGACGCGCAACUAGAGCAUUGGUCGAUUGGCUGCGACAGAAUGGACAUAGUUAUCGAUCUAAUAUUAAUGUGAUUCUGGCAGAUUUUGUGGAUGAGGACGAUUUUUGCAACACUGUGAUUGAUCUAAACAAGUAA